AUGUGGUUUUCUUCUUCAGCCCUUGUUCUUCUGGUGUGCGUUUUGGGCGUGGAAUCUUCGGUCCACGAGUACGCCGGAGAGAGAUUCGCUACUAAAGGCAACGCCUUUGUCGUCCAUGGCGGCAGCGAGGGAAUUUACGCUUCUGCCCCUACUCAAUCGACCUCCGUCUCUGCCAACGGCGACUCAUUUAUACGCUUUGAAAAGAUUACAUUUAGGAGAAGCAAAGAAUCUGCUAACUUGAGCUCAUGGCCUGUCCAUGCCAUUGUUUUUGAGGUGGAGGAUAGAGAGACUAUUGGGGGUUCAGCCUAUGGUGGUCAAAGAGCAGUGUGUUGCACAGGGGAUCUUGCAAAACUGGGAGUUUGUACUGAAGGCGAAAUCAUACACCGCCCAUCUACUAAGAAUCCAGGUUGGCCUCAGGUAUUUGGUGUCUCAUUUGAAGCACAUGAGAAAGUUGCCACAUUGCCAUCCAAAUCCAUACAGAUUACUAAAACUGGGAUGUACAAUUUGUAUUUCAUUCAUUGCGAUCUGAAGCUGAACGAUUUGGUUGUUGAGGGGAAAACUAUAUGGAAAAACCCUACUGGGUAUUUACCUGGUAGAAUGGCACCUUUUAUGAAUUUCUAUGGGUUUAUGUCCCUUGCUUUUGUCAUACUUGGGAUCUUUUGGUUCUCACAGUAUGCAAGAUUUUGGAGACAAGUUUUCCCAUUGCAGAACUGUAUCACUCUGGUAAUAACACUGGGUAUGUUUGAGAUGGCUCUAUGGUAUUUUGAGUAUGCUGAAUUCAACGAGACCGGAGUCCGACCAACUGGGAUAACUGUAUGGGCAGUUACCUUUGGGACGGUUAAGCGUACGGUGGCACGUGUGAUACUUUUGAUGGUCUCCAUGGGCUUCGGUGUUGUAAGGCCUUCCCUUGGUGGGCUUACAUCAAAGGUGAUUUUGCUUGGACUGACCUUCUUUGUGGCAUCCGAGGUUCUUGAGAUGGUAGAAAACGUAGGUGCAGUAAGUGAUCUUUCCGGAAAGGCAAGGUUGUUCUUGGUUCUUCCUGUUGCAAUAUUGGAUGCUUUCUUCAUUCUUUGGAUAUUCACUUCCCUCUCCGCAACUUUAAAUAAGCUUCAGGCUAGGCGAAUGAUGGUUAAACUAGAUAUUUACAGGAAGUUUACCAACGCUUUGGCAGUGACUGUCGUUGUGUCUGUGGGUUGGAUAUGCUAUGAGCUAUAUUUCAAAUCAAAUGAUGUGUACAAUGAGCAGUGGCAGAAUGCAUGGAUCGUCCCUGCCUUCUGGCAAGUUUUAUCUUUCUCUCUCCUAUUUGUCAUCUGCGUUCUUUGGGCACCAUCGCAGAACUCAACAAGAUAUGCUUACUCGGGAGAUGCAAGCGAAGAGUUUGACAAGGAUGAUACGACCUUGACACUCAUAAAGCCAUCUCUAACGCCUGCCAAGGAUGUCCUUAGUGCACCAGAAGCUAGAGCAAUGCAAGGCAGCAAUGGGUUAUCAAAAGGUGAUGAUGAAGAAGACAAGAUAGAGUAA
Molecule: messenger RNA, 1521 nt
Organism: Prunus armeniaca (apricot)
Lineage: Eukaryota; Viridiplantae; Streptophyta; Magnoliopsida; Rosales; Rosaceae
Source: the annotation of a GenBank genome assembly